Molecule: messenger RNA, 2163 nt
Organism: Brienomyrus brachyistius
Lineage: Eukaryota; Metazoa; Chordata; Actinopteri; Osteoglossiformes; Mormyridae
Product: transmembrane protein 178A-like
Exons: 4
Coding region: 399-1316 (305 amino acids)
Biological process (GO): negative regulation of osteoclast differentiation; regulation of cytosolic calcium ion concentration
Cellular component (GO): endoplasmic reticulum membrane
Source: RefSeq, a predicted model, not a curated record
UAGAGACAUGACACUAUAGACGUCCCCAUCACACGAUCUGUGCGUGGAGUGGCAAUAUUUAUCUCCAAGGAACGGAGGAGACACAGGGCGAUACGGCCGCAGGAGUGCAGAGAAGCCGGAGUAAAUGAGAAACCCAUCUGACACCGAUUAGGUCAGGGUCAACUCCGACACGACGUGAGCAUCUACCGGAGAGCAUGCACGUCCGACCGUCCAUCCAUGCUCCGAUCCGGGUAGGUCAGUCCUGGGCAAAUGACACGGGCGAUCACAUCACCCAAGUGCUUUUCAAGGAGCAUUGCGAUUCCUGUCUUCAGUAAUGCAUAGUUAGUAGGUGCUGAAGAAGGCGCUCUGGUGUCCUACCUGACCUGUCUGCGCGCAAAUGCUGCCCUAAUGACUGAAAUAUGGAGAUACGGACUCUGGUAACGGCGAUCAGCUUGUGCAUGAGUUUUUUGUCAUUAAUACUGCUGGUUACCGCUAUCUUCACCGACCACUGGUACGAGACAGACACCAGGAAGCACAGGGCGAACUGCGACCAGCAUGGAGCGGAUCCUAACGACCAGAAAAGCAGGCUGAUGCCGAUUUAUCACCUGCCACUCAUGGACAACGGCAACCCGCGGCGCAACCUGGCACUGAUGAAGCCGAUACACGUCGGCAGCAGGGAAGAGGAACUGCUGGAGAACUGGCGCUCCAUCCUGGGGAUGGGAAUCCUGGAGACGGAGUGUGGGCGUCCGCUGUUUUCCACCUAUUCUGGACUCUGGAGGAAAUGUUACUACUUGGGCAUCGAUCAGGACAUUGACAGCCUCAUAUCAAAAGAUUUCCGUGCAGGUAUUGCUCAACGAUGCACAGCCGUCAAGUACCAUUUUUCACAACCCAUCAGACUCAGGAACGUCCCAUUCAACCUGACGCGAACUAUUCAACAGGACGAAUGGCAUCUUCUACACCUGCGGCGCAUCACGGCAGGAUUCCUGGGCAUGGCGGCUGCUGUCUUGCUGUGUGGAUGCAUCGUUGCUUCUGUCAGCUUCUUCUGGGAGGAGAACCUGACUCAGCAUGUGUCUGGUCUCCUUUUCCUCAUGGCAGGUAUCUUCUGCACCAUCUCCCUGUGCACCUAUGCAGCCAGCAUCUCCUACGACCUGUCCCGGGUUCCACCCUUUAUUUAUGGGCUGCCAGCUGAUGUAGACCAUGGCUACAGCUGGUCCAUCUUCUGCGCUUGGGUCAGCCUGGGAUUGACGGUGGCUUCUGGGUGCCUGUGUACUACCUACACUUUCGUCAGUCGCACCAAGGGAUCGGAGUCUAAGUCCACCCCUGAUUCGUCCGUCUGAGCCAAUCGCCUUGUAGCCCUUCCUGACUGGCUGGUAUCUUCUCUGAACAUGAACAUGUGAUGCUUUGACCAGAGGAGGGUGGGGGGGUGGGUGGCAAGGUGUCAAUCGUUUAUUGUCAGGUUUUGUAAUUUUAACUCCCAGUCUGAAUGUAACACAACAUGCCAGCGUAUACCGUACAUUUAUCCCUAUGAGUCUUGUGUGCGUAUGUACACAUGCGAUUUGCAGAGAGAUUAAUGAGGAAGAUCUCUUAAAGCCUUUGGCUCUUAUUCCCUCAGUAUCUCUCGAAGGACAGCUAAGAGGAAACAGAAGCUCAGUGAAUACUUGAGUGUAUGAUGAAGAAUGACUAUGGUCUUUGAGUUUCGUUCAUGUGCCCAAACCCACUGUGGAGUCCUUGCCCUUCUCUAGUGACAUCAUGGUUACAUUUAUGUAAGGACUACCUUGCAUCUGUUAUCUUUGGUAUACAUUGCUGCUCAGUUUUCUGGUAGGCCGACCCUGUACACCUCUCAAUCCCUUAACUCAUCCACUGAUCAGGUACAGAAGAACAAAGCGCAACGCCAACGAUCUGUUUCCAACACACGUCACAAACGCAUCCCUCUAAAGACACCAAGAUGAACCACUUAGUUAACUCCCACCUCUUUCCACCCAAUACUUGGGAAUCUCCUCCUCUUGAAGCCCACCCUUUCGUACCGGUAAACUUGGUGGCGCAUGGAAGAGGAACUUUCUAGACCUCCCCCUGGCCUUAGCCUGGAGGGUGUCAGUGUUUCCUCCAGCAGUAUUGUGAAUUUUGACGUGCUUGUGUUCUGUUCCAAAAACUGUGUAUAUCAAUAAAAUGACACAUGGCACAGCA